AUGUCCAAGAGGAGUCUUUCGUUAGACCGCCAAGAUCAGAGCACCAAAAGGCGAGUGAUUGAGGCGCCACAAAUCCUACUCAUCAAGCCUUACGGCAGCAUGGCCACGGAAUCAGGGCCCGGUGUACAGCUUGAGCUUACAGAGGUUGAGUCCAAGCUGCGGCGGCUCCUUCUAGAUGUGGCCGCAUACAUCGAUGAUGCGCCCGCCAAAGAAGACAUGACUGGAGUAGAGGUACCUGAGGAGCUCGCAAGACAGAAAACUACGCUGCGCUGGACAGGAGGAUGGGUCCGGGAUAAGCUGCUCAAGGUCGGAAGCCAAGACAUUGAUCUCGCCAUCAACAACAUGACUGGCGAGCACUUUGGCCUGAAGAUGCAGGAGUACCUCGAGAUCCCCGGCCACGCGGAGAAGCACGACCUGCUUGGAAAAGACGAUCAAUCGAAAGCACAUGAAAAGAGUAAGAAUAUAGCCCCCGGUCUCCACAAGAUUGAGGCCAAUCCCGAAAAGUCGAAGAAUCUCGAGACUGCCACCACCAAGAUCAUGGGCAUCGACCUGGACCUUGUCAAUUUGAGGAAAGAGACGUACAAUGAAGUCUCCCGUAACCCUCAGAUGGAAUUUGGCACAGCAGAAGAAGACGCUAUGCGCCGGGACGCGACUAUCAAUGCCAUGUUCUACAAUCUGCACACAUGUGAAGUUGAGGACUUCACACAGCAAGGGUUCAACGACAUGGCAGCAAAACUCAUUCGCACACCUCUGGAACCUACCCAAACAUUCAAAGACGACCCAUUACGUGUUUUGCGGUUGAUUCGCUUCGCCAGCCGCCUGGACUAUGUGAUCGAAGCGGAGACGGCAAAGGCCAUGGGCGACCCAGAGAUUCAAGAUGUGCUGAAGAUCAAAAUUAGCAGGGAACGAGUUGGCAUUGAACUAGAGAAGAUGCUCCGGGGUCCUCGGCCACGCAUGGCUCUGGAACUCAUUGAUCGCUUUGGGCUAUACAAGACCGUCUUUACCGAUCCGACCAGAGUGCUCCCCUCUGAUCCCGAGACUGAGCUCUUCAAGUCGUCCUACAACUUUGUGGAUUCGGUGCCAUUCUUUGCAGCCUAUCUUGUAGCGCGAGAGGGGUUCAAGGCGCCAAACAAAGUCUGCGACGUUGUGGCUGCGUCCUUGGGGCAUGGCGAGGAAGUCCGGGCUAUGGUCGCGCAAUGCGCAAAAGGACUUCGUCGACCUGACACGAUCAACCCCGCAGACAACCCUACAGGCCGAGAUAUACUCGGUAUGGCCUUGCGUCGUUGGGGCUCAACAUGGCGGACACAGGUCUUCUUCAAUCUUGUGUAUGAGGUCGUGCAAGGACAAAGCUCCAAAGAAGAUAUUCUAGGCUCUUAUGCUGCUUUCCUCAACCAGCUUGCUAAGCACGACAUACUUGAUGUGGAUACUUUCAAGCCGCUCUUAAAGGGCACAGAUCUUGCAAAGGCUCUCGGUACCAAGCCCGGCCCUUGGAUGAAAGAUGCCCUUGACGUGGUGAUGGCAUGGCAACUCCGCAAUCCCGAUUCAAUAGAUGCGGAUGCAGCCAUCGAGGCGGUGCGAGCGUCACGAGAAAAGCAGACUGACAGUGAGCUUCCCUUCCGCCUCGCCUCGCACUUCCUUGAACUUACCAUUCCACCCUUCUUCCCGCAGAAUAAAACCAAUCUGAACACACUCGAAAGGUCGCGUCAGCCAGCGCCUUGGAAGGACCCGGGUAGCCAGUACGUUCUAGAUCUACUGCGAUGGUCGAUUGGUGCGAUGAGCCGGAAAGAGAAGGAGGCAAGGUGGCAUUUGCUGGUCCCUCCUAUCUUGAAGAUGAUUGACGAUAUGGACACAACAUGGAAAGCCAGAGGAUGCCACCUACUUGGCGGAUUACUGGAGAGCCUACAACAGACAGCCAAAUUCUGCGGAUUUCCUCGAGCGACAGCGGGGUACCACAAUGUCUUUGCCGAGGCGCUGCUACCGUUCUUUACAUACAUACCUUCCCUGACACCGGAACCCGAGGCUGUUCAACUCUUCAAUGAGCUUUUCCCCACACUCACAGCACUUGCGCUGCUUCUUCCCGUGGAAAGUGGCAAAGGGAGCACAAGAACUGGUCUUCUCGAUAAGGUUGUACGUGAGGGCAUACUCGCACCACUAGGUCACUUUCCCAAACCUUGGGCGCACCCGGAACUUGCUGCAGUCAUCACGCGACAUGUGCCACUUGUUUUGAGGCACUUGGGCAUAGAAUCGGUUAAGCACUUGCGUACGCUUAUCCCAUUGUUGUCGACGUUGCUUCAGGAGCCAUUCAUUGUCAGCCACAAAGAGUUGACGCUAGCCACAUUGAAGGCCCUUCAAGCAGUGAUGCAGAACGCAUGGCCUAGGAUACCUGGGCAUCGUGGAGCAGUCAUGGUGGGAUUGUGCUUGUGCUGGAGAAGGUGCAUGGAAGAAGCAUCCAACCUCAGACAUGUUGAUGAGGUCAAGGCGGAGAUGCAGGAGACGGUCGCGAUGCUCGAUACAGUGAUGCAAGCUGUGAAGGAUGACUCUACAAGGGUCACGUGGGAGGAAGAAAAGAGAGAGCUCCUCAGAACAAGUGCUAGCUACCAGGGCCUCUUCAGUCUUGGAGACAUGUAA
Parastagonospora nodorum SN15 is the source of this 2628-nucleotide messenger RNA. RefSeq lists its product as hypothetical. Gene Ontology annotation, biological process: tRNA 3'-terminal CCA addition. NCBI's taxonomy places the organism in Eukaryota, Fungi, Ascomycota, Dothideomycetes, Pleosporales, Phaeosphaeriaceae. Bases 1 to 2628 code for a protein of 875 amino acids. Gene Ontology annotation, molecular function: ATP:3'-cytidine-cytidine-tRNA adenylyltransferase activity; RNA binding. The record is from RefSeq and is a predicted model, not a curated record. The transcript is spliced from 4 exons.